Messenger RNA from Penicillium angulare, 1836 nucleotides. RefSeq names its product MFS transporter. Bases 1 to 1836 code for a protein of 611 amino acids. The transcript has 3 exons. NCBI's taxonomy places the organism in Eukaryota, Fungi, Ascomycota, Eurotiomycetes, Eurotiales, Aspergillaceae. The record is from RefSeq and is a predicted model, not a curated record. Gene Ontology annotation, molecular function: transmembrane transporter activity. Gene Ontology annotation, biological process: transmembrane transport.
AUGGAGAACACCGUCGAUCAAGAUCUCCAGCGCGCUGAGGUCGAUGCCGGCUCACAGGCCCCUCACUGGAACGAGAAGCGUCGACAGUCAGCGGAGGCAGAGAGACCAGGUACAUCAGGCACUACGUCAACGGGAUCUAGUAGCUCCGUCGAGUACAAUCCGAAUUUCCACAGACUGCAGUCGCGAAACACAGAACUUGAUUUGGAGCGCAAUCGAACAAAUGUGUCGAGGUCUCUGAGCCGAAUUGAAACCCAGCGCCUGCAGCAUCAGCUUACUGUUGGUGAGAGUGUAAAGUCUCGAGCUUCUAAAGCGCCACUGCCAGCAUUUGGUGCGGGGAAGCCGUAUCCUCCACCUUUACCCAACCGCGAUGAUUACGUUGUGGAAUUCGAUGGGCCAGAUGAUCCUUUGUACCCCAAGAAUUGGCCAACAUUAACUAAAGUUUAUAUCACUGCUAUGCUUGCUUUUACGAGUAUUUGCUCUACUUUCGACUCUGCAAUUUUUAGCGCCUCGUCCGAAAAUGUCUCAGCCCACUUCCACGUCGGUCUCGAAGUCUCAGUUUUAUCCAGUACCCUAUACAUUGCCGGUUAUGCCUCGGGUCCUCUGAUCUGGGCCCCCCUAUCCGAGCUCAAAGGUCGUCGCCCCGGUAUUGUCGCAGCCAUGUUGGGAUUCGGUAUUUUCAACACAGCUGUCGCAGUCUCAAAAGAUAUCCAAACGCUCAUGAUCUGUCGAUUUUUCUCCGGUAUCUUCGGUAGUUCGCCUUUAGCAGUCGUUGCAGCCGUCUUCUCCGAUAUCUACGAUAACCGUACCCGUGGUGUCGCAAUUGCAUUCUUCUCCUCUACCGUGUUUUUGGGACCACUCAUCGCCCCUUUCAUCGGUGGCUACAUCAAUAUGUCUUAUCUAGGCUGGCGAUGGACAGCCUGGAUCCCCGCUUUCAUGGGAUACGCAGCUUUCGUACUGAACCUCUUCUUCUUGAAAGAAUCCUACCCACCCGUUGUGUUGGUUGAAAAGGCCUCGGAAUUGCGCCGCCGUACAAAGAACUGGGGAAUUCACGCAAAGCAAGAAGAAAUCGAGGUCGAUUUCCGGGAGCUGGUGGUUAACAACUUCUCUCGUCCACUUCGACUUCUCUUCCAGGAGCCUUUGAUCCUGGCUGUCACUAUCUACCUGAGUUUCAUCUACGGCCUGCUUUACUGCUUCUUGACAGCGUACACUCUUGUCUUCCAGGGCGUGUACGGCUUCAAUGCUGGAGAAAGUGGUUUGCCCUUGUUCGGCUUGGUUGUUGGUUUAUUUAUCGCCGCCGCAUACAUCAUUGCAACAGCCCCUGCCUAUAACCGGAAGCUAGAUGCUAAUGGAGGCAUGCCUAUUCCUGAAUGGCGUCUACCACCCGUUGUAGUCGGGGGUGCUCUUUUCGCCGCUGGUCUGUUCUGGUUCGGUUGGACUGGUUUCAGCGGCACCGUUCACUGGAUUGCACCUACACUGAGUGGUAUUUUCACCGGAUUUGGUCUUCUGAUCAUCUUCAUCCAGCUGUUCAAUUAUCUGAUUGACACCUAUCUCAUGUUUGCUGCCUCUGCUAUUGCCGCAAAUACCUUCUGUCGCUCUAUGGUGGCAGCAAGCUUUCCCCUAUUCUCUCGCCAAAUGUUCGAUGGCAUGGGCAUCCAGUGGGCUUCUACCCUUCUUGGAUGUGUUGCAGUUGCCCUUGUGCCCAUUCCAAUUGGGUUCUACUUCUUCGGAAAGAAAUUGAGAAUGAAGAGUAAAUUUGCUCCCUAUUUUGAGCCUGCCAAUGAGGCAGCUUGUGGGGAUCAAGAAGAGGAGGAAGAAGCCGAAGUUGUUGAAAAUUAA